AUGGCAACAAAAAUCCUCUAUUUCACCGUGAGCGGGAAACCGGAGCAGGCUGAGUUCCCGGUGGAUUGUCCUGCCCAGGAUGUCAAAGAUCUCUUCCGCUCUGCAGCUGAGGCCGGACCUCACGACAUCCUGAAGCUUUACAACCCUAAAGGAAACAUCAUCAACAUCUCCCCGGGUCUGGAGCCCAACAGCCCGAGCUGCUGCUACAAGCUGGAGGUGGUGGCCCUACACAUGCAUACCUGAUGUUUGAAGACCUCACUGAUGAUGUGUGACUUCAGACUGCAGGGCCUGGAGAAGAAGAUCCUGACGGAGGCUGGAGAGACGCCUGCAGUCGUGAACGAGAUGAUGAAACAGGUGGAUUCAUUCCGGGAGAAACUGGAGAGUGUGGAGCAUCUGAGUUGGCUUGGAUUGUUUAAAGACCUGUCGGAAGGAAACCACAAGCCCUCCCCCUUCUACCACAAGAGAACCCUCCGCAAAACCAGGGAGGAGUGUGAGCAUGUGCGGGUAAAGUUUCUUCAAAUGAGCUCUCUGGAGGUAUCAGAAGAAGUGAGGCAGUAUUUAAAGACCCCAACCUUUGACAACUGGCAGUGGGAGGACGCAGAGAUCAUGGUGCUGCUGCAGGUCAUGUACACAGAUUUAGAUUUCAUAGCCACGUUCAACAUCGAGCCUGAGGUGCUGCAGCAGUUUCUGUUCGAGGUUUACCGAAGAUACAACAACAUCCCGUUCCACAACUUCAAGCACUGCUUCUGUGUCACCCAGAUGAUGUAUGGUCUGAUCUGGCUGACGGACCUGAGGAGUAAGCUGGAUGCCAUCGACCUGCUGAUCAUGCUGACCUCUGCAGUGUGCCACGACCUUGACCACACAGGAUACAACAAUGCCUAUCAGAUAAACGCUCGGACUGAACUGGCUCUUCGCUACAACGACAUCUCUCCACUCGAGAACCAUCACUGUGCUGUAGCUUUUGAGAUCCUGGAGAAGACAGAGAACAACAUCUUCAGAAAUCUGCCCAUGGAUAAAUACAAGCAGACAAGAGAGGGAAUCAUCAAAUGCAUCCUGGCCACUGACAUGACGAGCCACAACGACAUCCUCAGCAAGUUCAAGGCCAUCCUGCCCACUUUCCACUUCACCAACAAGGACCACAAAGAUGUGCUCAUGAUGAUCCUGAUCAAAGUCAGUGACAUAUCCAACGAGGCCCGGCCCAUGGAGGUGGCUGAGCCCUGGUUGGAUUGUCUUCUGCAGGAAUUCUACAACCAGAGUGACGUGGAGAAGCUGGAGGGUCUUCCAGUCACUCCCUUCAUGGAUCGGGACAAAGUAACAAAACCUUCAUCUCAAACCGGCUUCAUCCGAUUUGUUCUCCUGCCGCUCUUCAUCGAACUGGCCAACCUCUUCCCCUGCCUGGAGCACCACAUAAUAGACCCCGUCCGGAAGGCUCUGGACUACUACACCGAGAUGGAGAAAGCUCUGGAGAGGGAGAAACUGAACCGGGCUCAGAGUGAGAACGCAGCCAAGAGCAAGGAGCCAGCACCGAGCACAGCAGGGGGCCACGUGGAGGCCGGAGCCGAAGCCUCCAGAGCACACACACCAAAGACUGUGGUGGGCGACGCCUGA
Limanda limanda (common dab) is the source of this 1608-nucleotide messenger RNA. RefSeq names its product high affinity cGMP-specific 3',5'-cyclic phosphodiesterase 9A. The transcript is spliced from 13 exons. The record is from RefSeq and is a predicted model, not a curated record. Gene Ontology annotation, biological process: cGMP catabolic process. Lineage: Eukaryota; Metazoa; Chordata; Actinopteri; Pleuronectiformes; Pleuronectidae. Gene Ontology annotation, molecular function: 3',5'-cyclic-GMP phosphodiesterase activity.